Paecilomyces variotii is the source of this 1334-nucleotide messenger RNA. Its product is annotated as Sin3 associated polypeptide p18-domain-containing protein. Gene Ontology annotation, biological process: negative regulation of DNA-templated transcription. The transcript has a single exon. The record is from RefSeq and is a predicted model, not a curated record. Gene Ontology annotation, cellular component: nucleus. Gene Ontology annotation, molecular function: transcription factor binding; transcription corepressor activity. NCBI's taxonomy places the organism in Eukaryota, Fungi, Ascomycota, Eurotiomycetes, Eurotiales, Thermoascaceae. Bases 328 to 1077 code for a protein of 249 amino acids.
CUUCCUUAGACAAACCACAGCUUGAAUCCUUAAGUCAUUCCCCAUUGCAUAUCGCCCUCCACAAGGUCAAGGCUAUAAUAUCUACCCUGAGUGUCAUUGGAACUUUUAUCAUCCAUCCAUUACCACAUGAGAAUCUGUGUUUCACAACCUCAACGCAAGCAACGAGACGACCGCGCGCGGCGGCACGCGCCCAUCUCAUCGCUCACCAGCGGCUCUUCGAAGAGGCAGAACUACUCCAAAGAGAACUCAUAACAGAAAAAACAUCACUCAUACCUAGUCGCCUUCUUGAAAUCUCUACAAGCCAUCCAAAAAAAGAAAGAAAUCACAAUGGCUGCGCGCGACGCACCCAAACCUACAAUCGACCGCCAGUCGACGACACCCUUCCAUCUGAAGCUCUUUUACCGCCAGAAUGCCUUCCACCACCUGUCCGACUUUCCCAUUACCUCCCCGCCUCCCCUCCCGCCACACCUUCAGAUCUACACCUGGCAGUCAUGCACGCUGCGAGAGCUCUCGCAGCUCCUCACAUCCGCAAUUCCCAGUCUCCUGCCCGACCCCGCCGUUGGCACGCGGUUAAGCUUCCGCUUGAUCUAUCCCGACACGCGCGGCGCCGCGACUAUGGGAGGAGAUGUGCGAGGGAGGUUCCUGAGUAAAGAUAUCGGCAGCGUGGUUGUGGCGCCACGGGGAGACAGCGAGGAAGACGCAGCAAAUGGACACCGGCCAUCGGCUGCGGGGAUUAAGCUGGAAGGCGACGAUGCCGAUAAGACGUUGCAGGAGAUCCGCUUCGUGAUCGGAGAUUAUAUUGACUGCGCGAUCCUGCCCCCGUUAGAGGACGGUUCGGUCGCGCCGCCUCUGACGGGCAGAGGUGCCGCGCCUAGUUCAGCGUUGGGAGGAGGGAUGAGGGCGUUUGGACCCCCACGGGAGAAUGGCUACGGUCGUCCUAGAGGAGGUGGUCGUGGGGGGUUUUCUGAUCGAGGUAAUGGACCUGGAGUGCCCAGUGGGGAUUGGAGGAGAGGGGAGAGAGUGCCGGAAGGCUCUGGUGGACGAUAUGGAGGGAGGAGAAGCAGUCGGCAGUAUUAAGCGUUGGGUAAUCGGCAAACCGGAAUGAAUUAAAGCAAUCAUUCGGGAUAUUGAUGUCGUUUUACGGUUCGAGUCAAGGGUCUCUGUCUUCAGAGCACGUCCUUGCCCGCGGCCGUCACCAAUCUACUUAUUCCUCUCUUCGACGGGACCGAAAUAUCCUCCGGCACGUGAACGUCAAAAGGGCAAGGCCGGAGAGAUGGGGUUGCAAAGAGUUAGCUGGUCCCUGCUGAAACAGCGUGGACUGGGAUCUGUCUUUC